Messenger RNA from Aspergillus pseudonomiae, 1832 nucleotides. Its product is annotated as Alpha/Beta hydrolase protein. Gene Ontology annotation, molecular function: dipeptidyl-peptidase activity. The transcript has 3 exons. Lineage: Eukaryota; Fungi; Ascomycota; Eurotiomycetes; Eurotiales; Aspergillaceae. The coding region runs from base 1 to 1800 and encodes 599 amino acids. The record is from RefSeq and is a predicted model, not a curated record.
AUGGCGGCUCAGGCGAACGAUGCGUCGUCGGUUGAUACGACGUCAUAUCCAUACAUUUUCGAGAAGAAUAUGUCUGUUCCCUUAAAAAACCGGAGCUUCAUCCGCUGCAAUGUCUACCGGCCAAAAACGUCGGACCCGAGUGGAAAGCACCCGGUUCUUGCCACAUAUGGUCCCUAUGGAAAGGACGUGCACUAUCACUACUUCAACGGUCCGAGUUAUGCAGACCUUAACCCAGACCACAAGACGGAACACUCAGCUUGGGAGACGCCAACUCCGAGCUACUGGACCAAGCAUGGCUAUGUUGUCGUUAGGGCUGACGAGAGCGGCUCGGGUCAGUCUCCUGGUUUCCUCGACUGCCUCUCGCCAGCCACGAUUGAUAGCUUUUGUGAGCUGAUCGAGUGGGCCUCCGAGCAAAGCUGGAGUAACGGCAAAGUCGGUCUCUUGGGAAUCAGCUAUUUUGGUGCGACCCAAUGGCAAGUCGCGGCUCGGAGACCCAAGGGUUUGGCUGCCAUUGUGCCGUGGGAAGGAUUUUCUGACUUCUACCGCGAUGCUACCCGACACGGUGGGAUUCUCUGCAACGCAGGUAUCGACGGAAUCUUCAAGAGACAGAUUGGUCCGAAUCAGUAUGGCCUCCCGGGACGAGCUGCACGAAAUCGGGGCGAUGACACUAUUGAGGGGUCGUUGUCCGAGGCUGAAUUGGCCACGAAUCGGGUUACCCUUGUUGACCGGGCGCGAGAGUCACGGUUUCGAGAUGGAGAUCACUACGCGUCGGUAAACUUCAACCUUGAAGACGUUCAGGUACCGUUGCUUAGUGUUGCCAAUUUGGGAGGGAUCCUGCUGCACCUUCGCGGCAAUGUGCAGGGCUACACCCAUGCGGGCUCGGAUUUCAAGUAUCUCCGUUUCAUUGUUGGACGGCAUGACCUUCCUUUUUAUUAUGCUGAAGAAGUCGAGAUUCAACGAAGCUUCUUGGACGCCUUUCUACUGGGCCAGGAUCGUGUAGGUUGGUCGAGGAAGGGAGCUGUCCCACCGGUCGAUUUAAUUCUGCGAAAAGGAAACGUGGGGUACAAUGAUCCUCAAUCUGAGAGCAAGUUCUUGAGGAGGAAGGAGAAUGAAUGGCCUAUUGCCAGGACGCAGUAUACGCCUCUGUUUCUCCAAUCUGAUGAAACUCUCUCGUGGACCAAGCCGACAGAUCUGACGAUGCCGCACAAGGUGGAGUAUCAUGCAUUUGGAGACGGUGACAAUUGCCGUCCUUCCGUGUCCUUUACAUCACCCCAAUUUGAGUUGGAAACAGAGAUCACCGGCCACAUUGUGGUCCGGCUCAACGUUUCCAUGAGCCGCUGUCGCUGGCAGUCGACCACGCCUUCCGAUAUGGAUUUAUUCCUGUCUCUCCGUCACAUCGCAUCGUCUGGUGAGGAAGUAUUCUACACGGGGACUACGGGAGAGCCCGCUCCGAUUACGAAGGGCUCCCUGAGGGUGAGUUUGCGACGGACGAACCCUCAGCACCCUCGGCAUCGCCCUUGGCUGCCUCAUCGCGAUUAUCUCUCUACCGAUGUCCUUCCAGUGAUCCCCAAUGAGGUCUACACCGUGGAUGUGGAACUGUGGCCUACAAACGUUGUGGUGCAAAGAGGUGAGCGCCUAGUCCUCGAUAUUGGCGCAUCUGAACUGGCUGGCAGUGGUCUAUUCCAGCAUGAUGAUCCAAGUGACAGGGCAGAAACCGUUUUUAAAGGCAACAAUUAUGUGCACUUCGGGGCCAAUUACGAUAACUGGAUAACUCUGCCCGUCAUUCCCAACGGCAUCUGAUCCAUACACUGCUACAUUCCCUUCGAGUUCCU